CGAGCAGGCGGCUCAACUUCUCCAUCGCGCGCUGUAAUCGCCAUAACUGGAUCCGAGGAUAGCUACGGUUAGGGCUCGCGGAGUGCCUGUAGCUGGUGUGAAUCAGGAUGGGAGACAAGCCAAUCUGGGAACAAAUAGGAUCCAGCUUUGUUCAGCAUUACUAUCAGCUGUUUGACACCGACAGAACUCAGCUUGGAUCAAUAUAUAUUGAUGCGUCAUGUCUUACGUGGGAAGGACAGCAAUUCCAGGGAAAAGCAGCGAUUGUUGAGAAACUCUCCAGCCUGCCCUUCACAAAAAUAGCCCACAGCAUAACAGCACAAGAUCACCAGCCCACACCUGACAGCUGCAUAAUGAGUAUGGUAGUAGGACAACUAAAAGCCGACGAAGACCAGGUGCUGGGCUUCCAACAGACCUUUCUGCUGAAACAUUACAGCAAUGCCUGGGUUUGCACCAACGAGGUCUUCAGGCUUGCUCUGCACAACCUAUGACCUCACAUGUGCUCUGUGAUCACAUGGCCUUCCCCUCUGACUGUGUGCAGAUGAUGAUCCCAUCAUGGGGUUCCAUCAGAGCUUCAUCCUGAAGAACAUUAAUGAUGCGUGGGUGUGCACCAACGACAUGUUCCGCCUAGCGAUCCACAACUUUGGCUAAAAAGCACCACGGCUGGCGGGGGAAAUGGGGGAAGGUGGAGAACGGGGCACAUCACCCCCAGUGAUGCCUGAACCUCAGUCUGCCCUUAAUCCAUCUUUUGAGAUUCAGCACCGGAUUCCAAGAAGUCAAAUCACAGAUGACACACCGGCACACUGUAGUGCCUCUGCUCCAGACAAGAGAAGUGUUUCUUUGCUGAAAGCCCACAGAUCCAUCAAAGCGACCCCUUUCCCCUCUGCUGAUGUGCAUGAUGAUGGCAAGCUCGAAUAUCAGAGGACACUGACCUGGGAAAAAAAAACAGACAUAUUAACAUAACUUCUGCCAGUUACUACUAUUUACAUUUUAGUUCUUGAGUGUGACUAUGAAUUAAUAACUGUCUUACCUGCCUUUCUUUAUCUGCUUGCUUUUAGAGUUUGCUUCUUGGCACUUUUUUUUCUUCUUCCUUUUCCCUCUUGAACAUUGGAGCCUCCAUUCAUUGUGAUGUCGGGUUGCUCUAGCUAUCCAAAGAAACAUUAAAGUAAACACCCCCCCCAGAUCCCCCACCCCUUAAGACCAGUGUGCUUCUCACCUUCUGCUCACUGCUCUGUCACAAUAAUUACCAAGCCACAAGACACAAUAAAACAUUUGACUUUUUCUUAA
Ictalurus punctatus (channel catfish) is the source of this 1284-nucleotide messenger RNA. It is a transcript of the gene nutf2, whose product is annotated as nuclear transport factor 2. Lineage: Eukaryota; Metazoa; Chordata; Actinopteri; Siluriformes; Ictaluridae. Gene Ontology annotation, cellular component: nuclear pore central transport channel. The record is from RefSeq and is a predicted model, not a curated record. Gene Ontology annotation, biological process: protein import into nucleus. The transcript is spliced from 6 exons. Bases 108 to 488 code for a protein of 126 amino acids.